Molecule: messenger RNA, 579 nt
Organism: Dufourea novaeangliae
Lineage: Eukaryota; Metazoa; Arthropoda; Insecta; Hymenoptera; Halictidae
Product: intraflagellar transport protein 22 homolog
Exons: 4
Coding region: 1-579 (192 amino acids)
Biological process (GO): intracellular protein transport
Cellular component (GO): endomembrane system
Molecular function (GO): GTPase activity
Source: RefSeq, a predicted model, not a curated record
AUGCAACCAAUAAAAAUAAUAGUCAUAGGACCUGUUAGGAGUGGUAAAACAACGAUAUCGAAUUUUCUUGCGGAUGCUACAGAAAUACCUUAUGAUUAUCAUCCUACUCAAGGUGUUCGAAUAUUAGAGUUUGAAGUGCAAAAUAUAAACGUGAAUACUAAGAGUAUUACACAAGAUAUCGAGUUGUGGGACUGUAGUGGGGACCACAAAUUCGAAAACUGUUGGCCAGCUAUAAGACAAAAUUUACAUGGUAUUAUAAUUGUGUAUAGUGAAAGAUCCAAUCAAUGUCUGAAAGAAAUUCAACAAUUAUACGAUUAUUUUGUUAAUCAAACGAAAUUAGGUCCUGAUAAAUGUGUCAUAUUUUGUUAUGACCCCGAGAAAAAAAAUUUCGAAAUAUCAAAAGUUAUUUCUUCGACAUUCGGGAAAGUGUCGCACGUCAAAUGUAACGUAGAUAGUGGUGGAAAUAAACUUAAAGCUGAUUUUUCUUCAUUCAUAAGUACAAUCGUUACUAAAAUGCACAAUUAUACAGACCAAGAAAUAAAAAAUAUGUCAACUGAGAAUAUAUCAUUUGCAAAAUGA